This is a messenger RNA of Eimeria tenella, 627 nucleotides long. RefSeq lists its product as uncharacterized. NCBI's taxonomy places the organism in Eukaryota, Apicomplexa, Conoidasida, Eucoccidiorida, Eimeriidae. The record is from RefSeq and is a predicted model, not a curated record. The transcript has a single exon. Bases 1 to 627 code for a protein of 208 amino acids.
AUGGCCGCAGAAGGGGAAGAGGCGGCAGCAGCCGCUGCUGCUGCCGCUGCUGCUGCUGCUGCUGCGGAACCCUCCAUAGAAGACCACCCGCUGUUCCUGACGCGCAUUCCCACAUCAGCAGAGUUCAAAAAGAACCAUUUGCUGUCAGCCUUGGUGGCUCUCAUUGACGAAGAUGAUCCUCAGCAGCAGCAGCAGCAGCAGCAGCAGCAGGGGCCCUUUCGCCGGCAGCGCCGUAGAGUGCGCCCCGCGCCGUGGGGGGCCAGACCUGCUGCUUCGGCGAGUGGGGCUUCAGGGCCUUCGCAGCAGCAGCAGCAAGCAGCAGCAGGGAACAGCAGUGGAGAAAAUGCUGCUGGCCGCGGCGGUGCUGCUGCUGCUGCUGCUGCUGCUGAAGCUGACUCCGCAGCAGCACGAGCUGCUGCGGCUCGAGAGGCAGAGCUUGAAGGGAGCAGGCAAGAGGACGAGGCCAUGGAUUGGGAGGCAGCAGCAGAAGCAGCAGCAGCAGAAGAAACAGCAGCAACGGGAGGAGCAGCAGCAGAAGCAGCAGCAGCAGCGGCAGCAGCGGACAGCCUCGCGACGCCGUCUAUGGGCGAGCUACAGAUCUGCAUGCGUCUGUUCUCGAUGAAGUGA